AUGGUCGCGCGUGGGGAGAGGACCCAGGCUGGGCGCAGCGCAUCCUGUGCCAGGCGGGGUCCCGCUGGGCCUGCCUGGGGCCCGGGCAGGCCUGCCUUCGCUUUGGGGGGUGCCCCGGGGGCUGGCCGGCUGCGGGGCGAACCUGAGCCGGGCGAGCAGGCCCCACCCCGGGAGGCGUGCCGCGGGCGUGUCCGGGCCGCGGCGUGGGCGUGGCGUGGGAGGCCCUUUUUUCUAGGCGGCGGGCGAGCGGGCGAGCGGCCGCAGAGGCUUGGGGGCAGCCGGGCUGCGAGGAGGCCGCGGCGCGGGGGGCCGACGGCAGCAGCGCCCACCGCCACCCGGGCCGGGCCGCCUGCGGACGCGGUGGAGGGGAUCGGGGCUCGCAGCGGCGCCCUGAAACUUUUCGCGCAACUUCUGGGCUGUUCCCGCGCCGGAGGAGCCGUGGUCCGCGCCGAGGCGGCCGAGCCGAGCGGAGCCGGGGCCAGCGGCAGCGGCGCUCGGUCGGGCCGCGAGGAGCCGCCGCCGGCGGAGCAGGGAGAAGGAGAGGAGGGAGAAGAGGAGGAGGAGGAGGAGGAGGAGGAAGCGGCGCGGGAGCCCAGGACGCCGGGCUCAUGGACGGCUGAGCCGGCCCACUUUGCAGACCGUGCUCCACCCGCGCUCCAGGCCCCGGCCCGGGCCUCGGCUCCGGGAGGCGCAGAAGGAGACAGCGGGCCGCCCCGCAGCCAGAGCCGCAGCCGGAGAGGGAGCGCGCCCCGCGCGGGCCCCGGCCGGGCCUCCGAAACCAUGAACUUUCUGCUCUCCUGGGUGCAUUGGAGCCUCGCCUUGCUGCUGUAUCUGCACCACGCCAAGUGGUCCCAGGCUGCGCCCAUGACAGAGGAGGGAGAGCAGAAACCCCACGAAGUGGUGAAGUUCAUGGAUGUCUACCAGCGCAGCUACUGCCGGCCCAUCGAGACCCUGGUGGACAUCUUCCAGGAGUACCCCGACGAGAUUGAGUACAUCUUCAAGCCGUCCUGUGUGCCGCUGAUGCGCUGUGGGGGCUGUUGCAAUGAUGAGGGUCUCGAGUGUGUGCCCACCGAGGAGUUCAACAUCACCAUGCAGAUUAUGAGGAUCAAACCUCACCAAAGCCAGCACAUAGGAGAGAUGAGCUUCCUCCAGCACAGCAAAUGUGAAUGCAGACCAAAGAAAGAUCGAGCAAGGCAAGAAAAAAAAUCAGUUCGAGGAAAGGGAAAGGGGCAAAAAAGAAAGCGCAAGAAAUCCCGGUAUAAAUCCUGGAGCGUUCCCUGUGGGCCUUGCUCAGAGCGGAGAAAGCAUUUGUUUGUACAAGAUCCGCAGACGUGUAAAUGUUCCUGCAAAAACACAGACUCGCGUUGCAAGGCGAGGCAGCUUGAGUUAAACGAACGUACUUGCAGAUGUGACAAGCCGAGGCGGUGAGCCGGGCUAGACGAAGGAGCCUCCCUGAGGGUUGCGGGAAACUUGACUCUGACCAGGAAAGACAGACUCAGAAAGCCUGACAGAACCAUACCGCUGCCACCACCAACCACCCCACCAUGACCAUCGCCAGAACAACCCUAAAUCCAGAAACGGAAAUGAAGGAUGACGAGGCUGCGCAGAGCACUUUGGGGCUGGAGCCGAGACUCCGGCAGAAACAUUCCCGGGCGGGUGACCCAGCACGGUUUCUCUUGGAAGUGGAUUGCCAUUUUAUUUUUCUUGCUGCUAAAUCACCGAGCCCGGAAGAUUAGAAAGUUUUAUUUCUGGGAUUCCUGUAGACACACCCACCCACAUACCUACGUUUAUAUAUAUAUAUAUAUCUCAUAUAUAUAUAUAAAAAUAAAUAUAUAUAUAUUUUAUACAUAUAUAAAAUAUAUAUAUUCUUUUUUUUUAAAUUAACAUUGUAAUGUUAUUGGUGUCUUCACUGGAUGUAUUUGACUGCUGUGGACUUGCGUGAGGAAGGGACUGUCCCUACGCAGACCCCGACAGGGUGGAGGCCGGGAGGAAAGACUUGGGAGCACUGGGUUCUUUUCCCUGCCCAGAGCACGUGAGGCCAGGACCUGGGGGCAAAUUUGUCCCACUAUGGGGAACAUGUGACAAACCUAGGCCUGGCUCUGAGCCUCUGGCCCUGAGUCCAAUGGACAGAAAGAUGGAAGGUGCAGGAAAAGGAUGCUGACCCUGGCCGGGAGUUUGGGGAGCUUCGGGACUCUUCUAUGCUCGGGGGAUCCCCUGCACAUUCUGCAUGAGCGUCUUGCACCCAGGGGCUGUGCCUGGAAGAUUCAGGAACGUGGGCGGCCUUCACCUGCUCUUCUGCUUCUCAGAGGCCCAGGAAGCUGCUGACGGACAGUUGUCCCGGUGGAGAGAGACACUGGGGUUUGGGGGGGCUUGGGAGGCCUUUGCCCGGGCCUUCUCCCUCCUCCCCUUCCUGGGGCAGCCCAGGAGGUCCCACUGUUCUCAGACCAUUGAAGCCACUAGUUCUGUCCCCCCCACAGGAGACCUGGCUACGUGUGUGAGUGGUUAGUCCUCCCCCUUCCCAACCCCUCCCCACCUUUCCCGUGGCACCGAGGCGAGGCACCCGCUUGCCUUCACGGAGGCAGAGAAAAGAGAAAGUGUUUUAUAUAUGGUACUUAUUUAAUAUCCCUUUUUAAUUAGAAAUUAAAACAGUUAAUUUAAUUAAAGAGUAGGGUUUUUUCAGUAUUCUUGGUUAAUAUUUAAUUUCAACUAUUUAUGAGAUGUAUCUCUCUCUCGCUCUUUUUCUGCUCUCUCUUAUUUGUACUGGUCUCUGUGUAUGAAAUUCAUGUUUCAAUCGAUCUCUGAUCGGCGACAGCCACUAGCUUGUCCUGAACAGAUAUUUAAUUUGCUAACUAACACUCAGCUCUGCCCUCCCCUUUGCCCCAGUUCCCCGCCACACAUUCCUUCGAAAUAAGGUUUCAAUAUACAUCUACAUACUAUAUAUAUAUAUUUGGCAACUUGUGUUUGUAUAUAUAUAUAUAUAAAUAUAUAUAUGUUUGUGUAUAUAUGUGAUUCUGAUAAAUAGACAUUGCUAUUCUGUUUUUUAUAUGUAAAAACAAACCAGAAAAAAAUAGAGAACUCUACAUACUAAAUCUCUCUCCUUUUUUAAUUUUAAUAUUUGUUAUCAUUUAUUUAUUGGUGCUACUGUUUAUCCGUAAUAAUUGUGGGGGGGGGAAGAUAUUAACAUCACAUCUUUGUCUCUAGUGCAGUUUUCGAGAUAUUCUGUAGUACAUAUUUAUUUUUAAACAACAGCAAAGAAAUACAGAUAUAUCUUAAAAAGCAUUUUGUAUUAAAGAAUUUAAUUCUGAUCUCAAAGCUC
Molecule: messenger RNA, 3316 nt
Organism: Suncus etruscus (white-toothed pygmy shrew)
Lineage: Eukaryota; Metazoa; Chordata; Mammalia; Eulipotyphla; Soricidae
Gene: VEGFA
Product: vascular endothelial growth factor A
Exons: 9
Coding region: 1-1428 (475 amino acids)
Biological process (GO): response to hypoxia; vascular endothelial growth factor receptor signaling pathway; vascular endothelial growth factor signaling pathway
Cellular component (GO): membrane
Molecular function (GO): vascular endothelial growth factor receptor 2 binding; chemoattractant activity; vascular endothelial growth factor receptor 1 binding
Source: RefSeq, a predicted model, not a curated record